Molecule: messenger RNA, 702 nt
Organism: Aspergillus luchuensis
Lineage: Eukaryota; Fungi; Ascomycota; Eurotiomycetes; Eurotiales; Aspergillaceae
Product: F-box protein
Exons: 1
Coding region: 1-702 (233 amino acids)
Molecular function (GO): protein binding
Source: RefSeq, a predicted model, not a curated record
AUGUCCUUCGCUUGUCUUCCCAUUGAGUUGGUGAGGAAAAUCUGCACCUAUCUGCAGCUACCAGCCUGGUGUGCGCUUCGACUGACUUGUCGGUCGCUCUACAACAUCACUUUCGAUUCGUUUCGACGCGUCUUCCGCAGCAUCUCCGUCUUGUGCACCUCCGGCGGACUGUGCCAACUCUAUGAGCUUUCCAUGCACGAGGGUAUUCGCCAACAUGUCGAAGAGCUCAGACUUGUCCCGGAGCUAUUCAAUGGUGAAUAUGAAAUGCCUCCCUAUGGUUUCGCGUAUUGGGACUGUAUUCGAUUGGCCUUGAAGAAACAGCGACAGCAGCAGCCUGAGGAGUACUCCGCUUCAGCCCAUGUCUCGCAGUACUAUCAGGAUUUUCGCUUCGUCAUGAAAGAUCAUCGACGCAUACUGAAGUCGCCGACUGCCAUCCGCGUUCUCCGACACUGUAUGAGCCGUUUUGUCAACUUAACUACAGUCGGGUUACGAUAUCGCCCUGCCGAAGGAAGUCGUGACUCGAUAUGUCUACGCUGGCGCAGUCUAACAGACGACCUCGGCUUUCCCCCCAAGUUCCCCAAGGAAUUCCGCCGGCACGAAUGGAUCUCCAGAGAGCAGGAUCGAGCUUUCUGCUUCCUUGUUAGAGCCCUGAUUGCGAGUGGUCAGAACGUGAAGCAUCUGUCAACCUGUGGCAAGCAUUGA